This is a messenger RNA of Daldinia childiae, 4521 nucleotides long. RefSeq names its product Brefeldin A resistance protein. NCBI's taxonomy places the organism in Eukaryota, Fungi, Ascomycota, Sordariomycetes, Xylariales, Hypoxylaceae. The transcript has 4 exons. The record is from RefSeq and is a predicted model, not a curated record. Bases 1 to 4521 code for a protein of 1506 amino acids. Gene Ontology annotation, cellular component: membrane. Gene Ontology annotation, molecular function: ATP hydrolysis activity; ATP binding; ABC-type transporter activity. Gene Ontology annotation, biological process: transmembrane transport.
AUGGACGGCGACAGACCUACUCCAGCUGAUACAGAUAUGCCUGGCGGCCGGGAGUUUUCACUUGCUGCCAACCGAGAAAACUCUAUAUCAGCUGCUAGAUCGUUAAAUGUCGGUACAGACGCGAUCCCAUCAACACAACGCGAUGAUGUGAAUUAUACCAAUGUUGAUGGUGCUGGUGGGAAUGCUAGACCGAGUGAUUCUAGUCCAUCUUCUUCUAAGAACACCAUUACAGCACAACAAGCUCAGCCACCCCCUGGCGAAAUAUCGUCUGAUGAGUCUGAGCAAACCGAGGUGGAACCUCGCUUCGAACCUAUUAAGUCGACGGCGGAACCAAAACUCGAACGCAAAGAGAGUGAAAUUAAAACAGAAGAUGAUUUGUUCCGUGUCCUCUCGCGGCGUCUUAAGGGUGCCGGCCUUGGAGCCAGCUUACAGCCUACGGUUGGCGAUAUCUUCCUUGACCUACCACGAUUCUUAUGGAAUUUGGUGACUAAAGGACCUAAAGCCGCCGCCGGGAAGCCCCCCGUAAGAGAACUGAUCAGUAACUUCAAUGGCUGUGUCCGACCUGGAGAAAUUUUGCUUGUCCUUGGUAGACCGGGAUCCGGCUGCACGACGUUCUUGAAAACCUUCUGUAAUCAGCGAGCAGGUUUCGAAGACGUUUUAGGAGAUGUAACUUACGGUGGUACGGAUGCGAAGCGCAUGGCUAAGGAUUUCAGGGGCGAAAUCAUUUACAAUCCGGAAGAUGACUUACAUUAUGCUACAUUGACAGUCAAGCAUACCCUCACCUUCGCUCUCCGGACUCGUACCCCUGGAAAGGAAUCGCGAAUGGAAGGCGAGAGUAGAGAAGACUACGUAAGGGAAUUUCUCAGGGUGGCUGCAAAGCUGCUUUGGAUUGAGCAUACAAUGGAUACCAAGGUCGGAAAUGAGUAUAUUAGGGGGGUUUCUGGUGGAGAGCGCAAGCGAGUCAGUAUUGCCGAGGCACUCAUUACUCGAGCCAGUGUUCAAGGUUGGGACAACUCGAGUAAGGGACUGGAUGCAUCGACCGCUGUCGAGUACGUCCAGUCAUUACGAGCACUUACGAACAUGGCCCAGGUCUCCACUGCUGUUUCGCUGUACCAAGCUGGCGAAUCUUUAUACAACCUUGUCGACAAAGUCUUAUUAAUUGACAAUGGCCAAUGCUUGUACUAUGGACCCUCUGAUGGCGCCAAACAGUAUUUCCUGGAUCUUGGGUUUGAUUGUCCUGAUCGGUGGACCACGGCCGAUUUUCUUACGUCCGUUACCGACCCCCACGAGCGUAGUGUCAGGUCGGGAUGGGAAGAUCGAAUCCCACGAUCAGCCCAAGAAUUCGCCGAUAUCUUCAGGAAAAGUGAAGCUUACCAGCGUAACCUUGAUGAUAUCCAGGAUUACGAAGCUCAUCUCGAAGAGCAGCAGCUUGCUCGGGCCGAGAAUACGUCAGAAAAGAACGAGAAAAAGAAUUAUACUAUAUCAUUUCCCCAACAAGUGAUCGCUCUUACCAAACGUCAAGCCCUAAUUAUGCUGGGAGAUAAAGCGUCACUUAUAGGAAAAUGGGGUGGUAUCAUCUUCCAGAGCCUUAUAGUGGGAAGUUUAUUCUACCAACUCCCACCUACAGCAGCGGGUGCCUUCACGCGAGGCGGUGUCUUGUUCUUUAUUUUGAUGUUCAACGCGUUAAUGGCGCUUGCUGAACAGACUGCGGCAUUCGAAUCCAAACCUAUCUUGCUCAAGCACAAGAACUUUUCAUUCUAUCGACCUUCCGCCUACGCCUUGGCGCAAACUGUCGUGGACAUACCCUUAGUCUUCAUUCAGGUGUUUCUAUUCGAUAUCAUUAUCUACUGGAUGGCAGGCCUUUCCGCCACCCCAUCUCAAUUCUUCAUCUCGCUUCUGAUUCUGUGGAUGAUUACAAUGACGACCUACGCCUUCUUCCGUGCUAUUUCCGCAAUUUUCAAGACCUUGGACGAUGCCACCAAGGUGACCGGUGUCGCAAUUCAGGUUAUCAUUGUUUAUACCGGAUACCUAAUCCCGCCUUCGUCAAUGCACCCGUGGUUUAGUUGGCUACGCUGGGUUAAUUGGCUCCAGUAUGGGUUUGAGUGUCUCAUGUCCAAUGAGUUCUACAACCUAGAACUGGAUUGUGUAGUCCCAUUCCUCGUCCCUAAUGGUGUCGAAGGUGCUGAACCACAAUAUCAAUCAUGCACAUUAGCAGGCUCAAGACCUGGUGAGAUUGUUGUUAAUGGAGGAGAUUAUAUUCAGGCAUCAUUUAAUUAUUCGCGCGGUCAUCUUUGGCGGAAUUUCGGCUUCUUGUGGGCUUUCUUCGGUUUCUUCCUUGCCAUAGCAAUGAUAGGCAUGGAGAGGAUGAAACCUAAUGCCGGAGGCGCUUCCGUCACGGUCUUCAAGCGAGGACAGGUUCCAAAGAGUCUCCAGAAAUCUAUUGAGACCGGAGGCCGUAAAGGUAAUAAAAGUGACGAGGAAGCCGCAAGUUCUAGAGAGAAAGUUACUAUUCCUGAAGAAGCCUCUGCAGCACAAGAAGGACGAGACAAAGAAGCUAUGCAGACAGUCGCCAAGAACGAGACAAUAUUCACAUUUCAAAACGUCAACUAUACCAUUCCUUUCCAGGGUGGCGAGAGAAAGCUACUACAAAAUGUUCAGGGUUUUGUCAGACCGGGGAAGCUGACAGCCCUUAUGGGAGCUUCUGGAGCCGGAAAAACGACAUUAUUGAAUACUUUGGCUCAGAGGAUUACGUUUGGUGUCGUGACAGGCGACUUCUUGGUAGACGGAAGACCCCUUCCAAAAUCAUUCCAGAGGGCCACAGGGUUUGCGGAGCAGCUUGAUAUCCACGAGCCAACUGCAACUGUGCGCGAGGCCCUACAGUUUUCUGCACUUCUCCGUCAACCAAAGGAAGUGUCAAAAAAGGAGAAGUAUGCUUACUGUGAAACGAUUAUCGAACUGCUUGAAAUGCAAGAUAUCGCCGGAGCAACAAUAGGAGUGGUCGGCGAGGGUCUUAACGCAGAGCAGCGCAAGAGACUUACCAUUGGUGUUGAACUUGCAUCAAAGCCAGAGUUACUGAUGUUCCUAGACGAGCCCACAUCCGGUCUCGAUUCAGGGGCAGCAUUCAAUAUCGUUAGAUUUUUGCGUAAGUUGGCUGAUGCCGGCCAGGCCAUCUUGUGUACCAUUCAUCAGCCUUCUGCCGUGCUUUUCGAAAAUUUUGACGAAUUGAUUUUGCUCAAAUCCGGAGGCCGCGUAGCGUACGCAGGCGAGCUGGGAAAGGACAGUCAGAAGCUGAUCAAAUAUUUUGAGUCUAACGGUAGCCCGAAAUGUCCUCCUAAUGCAAACCCGGCCGAGUGGAUGCUGGAGGCUAUCGGAGCUGGAAAUCCGGAUUACUCAGGCCAAGACUGGGGCGACACCUGGUUACAAUCUAAAAACUUUAAAGACCAGUCGAGCGAAAUAACUCAGAUGAAUGAGAAGCGGCGGAAUGUUCAACAUUCGAAGAACAUCCAGGAUGACCGCGAAUAUGCCAUGCCUCUAUCGACCCAGAUAACGGCGGUCGUCAAGCGUUCCUUCGUUGCUUAUUGGAGAUCACCAAACUACAUCAUGGGCAAGAUGAUUUUGCAUAUAUUCACUGGUCUUUUUAAUACCUUCACAUUCUGGCGUCUAGGUGAUGCUAGCAUCGACAUGCAAUCCCGCCUAUUCUCAAUCUUUAUGAACCUUACGAUCUCGCCCCCACUAAUUCAACAGCUUCAACCCGUAUUUCUCAACUCACGAAAUAUUUUCCAGUCUCGCGAGAACAACGCAAAGAUUUACUCGUGGGUUGCGUGGACUACGGCUGCAGUGCUGGUAGAAAUACCUUAUGCUAUCGUGGGAGGCGCCAUCUACUACAACUGCUGGUGGUGGGGAUUGAUGGGCUAUAAAAUGACUGGCUUCCCAUCCGGGUUUACCUUCCUGUGCAUGAUGAUUUUCGAGCUGUACUACGUCAGCUUCGGCCAGGCCAUUGCGGCCUUCAGUCCUAACCAACUUCUAGCAAGUCUGUUCGUCCCCCUCUUCUUCCUUUUCGUCGUGGCUUUCUGUGGCGUGUCCGUGCCGCCGGCUUCGCUCCCAUACUUCUGGCAGAAGUGGAUGUAUCCGCUCACCCCCUUCCACUACCUAUUGGAAGCCUUCGUCGCUGUCGCCAUCCACGAUAAACCUGUCACGUGUAAGCCGAACGAGCUCGCACGCUUCCGCCCUCCUCCUGACAUGAGCUGUGAAUCGUACACCGAGGCUUAUUCUGCACGAGCGAGUGGAAUAUUGCAGAGCGUCUCAAAUGAUGGCCUCUGCGAAUACUGCCAAUACAAGAACGGGGACGAGUUCGGGACACAGUUCAGCGUUUACUACAGCAAUAUCUGGCGCGACUUUGGCAUCGUCUGGGCUUACAUCGUGUUCAAUUACGCUGUGGUUUACUUUGCUACGUACCUAAGGUUCAGGGGCAAGAACCCCAUUAGCGGGUUCCUGGCGAAGAGAAAGCAGAGGAAAGCGUGA